Megachile rotundata (alfalfa leafcutting bee) is the source of this 3206-nucleotide messenger RNA. It is a transcript of the gene l(2)37Cd, whose product is annotated as general transcription factor IIIC subunit l(2)37Cd. Gene Ontology annotation, molecular function: RNA polymerase III type 2 promoter sequence-specific DNA binding; RNA polymerase III type 1 promoter sequence-specific DNA binding. Lineage: Eukaryota; Metazoa; Arthropoda; Insecta; Hymenoptera; Megachilidae. Gene Ontology annotation, biological process: transcription initiation at RNA polymerase III promoter. Gene Ontology annotation, cellular component: transcription factor TFIIIC complex. The record is from RefSeq and is a predicted model, not a curated record.
CAUAAGCUUGGAAAUAUCGACACUGUCGACAACGUUUCAAUCAUUAACCAUAUCCAUCACACAACUGCUUUACUCUCAUAUGAAUAUGGAUAAUUCUUACAAGACUCUAGAGGUGUCCAAGGAAAGUCCCUCAUCCCUCUAUCGUGUACCUCAAGAAAUACACUUAGAAAGUAGGGGAAUCCCAAAACACUAUUGAUCACGUGCGAUCUGUUGUAUUUAUGUCAUAACAUUGCGUAUCUUUUAAUAUUAUGUGUCACGUGUAUGUAAAACGAGAUUUGAAGUUGUUGCAGUAAUAAAAAUUUAUGACACCUAUAGUUGGACAAUUUAACCUUGUCUUUAAUACCAUUAUAUUUUACAUGAUUUCUAACCUCAAAUAUGUACACUGUGUAUAUUAACCUUUGAAGUGUGAAAUUAUACAUUGAUGAAUUCUGAUGUAAACCUUCACAAAUGUAUGUUACAAAAUGAAUAAUCGUACUUAAUCAUUCAUAUUAUAAUUCUAAGAGGGAGAAAAGGUAUGAUACACGUGUAUAUACAUGUAUAAAUUCAUAUUAACAUUGCAAGUUUAAAGGACCACUAAGUUAAUAUACAAUCUUAACACAAAAGUAAGAUGAGUGAUAUCAGUGAAGAGAUUUCUGAUGCACAAAGUGAGAAAGGUGAAGAUUUUACAGUCGAUAAUUAUGAUAAAGAAACAGAUAGCAAUGAUUCCUGGUGUGAUGUUUCAGAGUCCAAUAAUGAUGAAAAUACUCCUCAAAAUGAUGAAAUGAAAGUGGAUGAACAACCGCAGAAUGGAUCUGUGCUCGCUGGAGGCCACAGAUUUGACAGGACAUUGAUAUGCGUUAAAUAUCCUGGAAAUGUUAUUAAUCCAGAGAAAGCUGUUGAAACUUUAGGCGGUAUCCAUAAUAUUUCAACAGCAGUGGAUACUUCAAAUCGACGUCUGGAAUUGAGAUUUAGGCCAGAUGAUGUUUAUUGUAAACCAACUUGUGGUGACAGACAUAAUACUAAUGGGUUUCUGCUUAGAGUUCGAAUUAAAAGAAGAUCAAAAGAAACAGAUGCAUCUCAAGCAAGCGAACCAUCCACAAGCAGUGCAAACAUAAAUAAUGAAACUGAUAACAAAACAAAUGAUAAAACUAAUAAGCACUUUUCAAAAAUGCCUGAUAUGUCUCAAAGCUGUGAUAUUCAUAACACAAACAAAGAUAAAGAUGAACAACUUGUAUCUGAAUUGGUUAAUCAAGUACAAAGUUGCAGCGUUAAAAGUUCAGAUGACAUAUGUUCUUCUCAUAAUUUAUUCUCUGAAAUUGAGUCUAAAGAAUCACCAAAUGUAUCCAUAGACACAGGCGAUACAACUUCACCAAAACCAAAAAACAUUAUGCCUACAUUUGAUCGUAAUAAAUAUCAAGACCUAUCUGAUGAUAAAGACUAUCAACUGCCAGAAUUAACAGUUUUAGGAAAAGUUAAUACAGAAUUUAGAUUUACGAAUCUUUGUGAUUUUCAAUAUUUACCAAUGGCUCCAUGCAAAGAUGACCCUAAAACAUUAAAGUGCAUAUAUGACCAAAUUUAUCCACACAAUAUACUACAUUAUUCUUGGUUAAAGAAUGAUGUACCUUACUUCUUACCACCAGCUGCGUUCAGCAGAAUGGACACUGUACAACAAUAUACGCCAAAAACUGAAGUAAAUUCAUACCCAGAAAACGUAAUAGGCAAAAGUAGAAAACGGAAAGCGGGUUUUUCAAAUUUUAUAUAUUUUUCUACACCUGAAGUUCCUACAAAACCACCAGCAGGGAUAGAAACUGCUAUGAAAGUGAAAUUUGUUCGAAACGCUGACUUUGAACAGAUGCGUCAAAUAUUUGAAGAGCGACCGAUCUGGUCCAAAAAUGCGUUGAUGUAUAUAACAAAAUUUUCUAGCGAUCGAUUAAAAAUUUUAUUACCGUCUGUAGCAUAUUACUUUAUGACUGGCCCAUGGAAAAUUAUGUGGGUGAGAUUGGGAUAUGAUCCAAGAAAAGACAGUUCCGCAAGGAAAUACCAAACCUUGGAUUAUAGAUUGAAAGCAAUGCAUGGUCUGGGAUCCACUGUCAAAUGUAAAAGGAAUUAUGCAAAUUAUACAUUACCAUAUAAAUCAACGCCAGCUGCAAAACAAAAAACAAUUAUAUCAAAUGCCGGUUUCAGCCAAGAGCAGAUGUAUAAAAAAGAACAAGAUUUAAAUGAGAAUGCGUAUAUUUAUAGAAAUGGAACAAUACCACCUUCCAGACAAAUGUUUUAUCAAUACUGCGAUGUCCUGGUAGAUGAAAUACAAGAGAUGUUGGCGAAAUUACCAGAUCCUGCACCUGGCAUAAGAUGCCACGAGAAAAGAGGCUGGUUACCAAGUGGUUUCGAUGCACAAUGCAGAGAGAUUAUUAAUAAACAAGUUCGAGCUGUUCUAAGAAAGCAAAUGAAUAUACCCGAAGACCAUCCCACGUCUAUGCCUAGAAAGCGUGGAAUAAAACGUGGGAUUAAACCAAAGCGUAGUAUGCUUGACAGCAAAGCGAGGAAAAGAAAAAAAGAAUCACCUUCCACUAGUACUGUUACAGAAGAAAUGUCUAACACGAUAAAGAAGAAGAAGAAGAAGCAUCAUGAGUCAGAAAUUACGACAUAGGACAAACAACUCGUGAUUCUGGUUGCUAGAAUAAGUUUAACGAAGUGUCUGCGGGGAAGGGAGAGAAUUAUUGCAGCGAUACCAGCGUUGCUGAAUAACCGUAGCCUUGAACAUCUGACAUUUAGCAUCUCUUCGGAUUAAAAAGUAUCUUCGUUUGUUUCGAUCUUCAUGCUAUCAUUGAUUUUCAUUAUUGUUUUCAUAAAGACCUACAAAAUGCGAAACAUCACUACAUAUGUGUAAUCAUAAAGUGGGGCAAAAUGAGAGGAGUCCCUCUCAAACGCCCUCUCUUAUGAGAAAAUAAAAUACAAUACAAUCAUAAAGUAUUAUUCGAUUUAAAUUUCAAAUCUAACCUAGUUUCGAAGAUAAAAUAACUUGUCAUGUUAGGUUAAUCUAGGUUAGUUUCCCUCGAUGUUAACACUGUGAUUAUCAGAUAUAAGACCUGGGUUCAUGUCCCCUGUGGUCAGAAUGACGUCAAGAAAUAUAAAAAGUGGCAAAACCGACCACUUUCUUUCAAUAACUUUCUUUUUCAUUCGAGAUAUCUGAAAGUUGUCACCUGCCCCUACCGCUGUCCAUUGAG